Molecule: messenger RNA, 1585 nt
Organism: Spea bombifrons (plains spadefoot toad)
Lineage: Eukaryota; Metazoa; Chordata; Amphibia; Anura; Pelobatidae
Gene: TNFSF11
Product: TNF superfamily member 11
Exons: 5
Coding region: 1-825 (274 amino acids)
Biological process (GO): immune response
Cellular component (GO): membrane
Molecular function (GO): tumor necrosis factor receptor binding
Source: RefSeq, a predicted model, not a curated record
AUGAGCCCUGGUGGGUAUCUGCGAGGGGCCGAGGAGUUGAGGGCCCUGGAGAGCCCAGAUCGUUCUCACACGCUGCCCAGGUCCGUUCUGUUUGCCCUGAUCUUCCUGGCGGUGGCACAGGUCGGCUGCACUUUGGGACUGUUCCUAUACUUCAAGGCACAGAUGGAUCCAGGCUGGAUAUCAAAUCAGCUGCCAGAUGACAAACAAAAAUUGCUCUUAUUUGAACAGUUAAAGCAGAAAUUCAGCGCUGCUGGACAAAAGGAUGUACCAGAUAUGGUAUCAGAGAAACAAGUCCAUGUAGGCAACGCUGUGAUAGAUGCAUCAAACACCCUAAGGGACAGCAAUCCUCAGAAGUGGCCAGUCGCACAUCUCACCAUCGCCAAUGUUACAACAACUGAUGACACCAAAGUGAACCUUACAUCCUGGUAUUACAAAGAAGGCUGGGCGAACCUACAAAAUAUGAGUUACAAUAAUGGAAAACUCAAAGUCUUACAAGACGGAUUUUAUUUCAUUUAUGCAAAUAUCUGUUUUAGACAUCACAAAGGUUCAAAAAAAGCAUUAGGAGACAAAGCCCUGCAACUCUUGAUGUAUAUCUGUAAAACAAACAAGAACCGGAGGCCCUUUCAGACGCUGAUGAAAGGAGGAAACACAGAGGUUUGGUCAAGAAACUCUGUCUACAACUUCUAUUCUGUUUAUCAAGGAGGUGUUUUUAAGUUACUGGCUGGUGAGGAAAUAUUUAUCCAAGCAUCUUAUUCACAAUUGUUGGACGUGGCUCCGGAAGCGACCUACUUCGGAGCUUUCAAAAUUCUCGAUCUACAUGUGUAAUUGUAUUCACAUUUGUGUGCCAUGUUCAAAACACAGGACUAAAGGAACUGAAGAACACAUGUAACACUGGUUAGCGAGUUUUGGUUUCUUAUAGAGAGUCCAUCUUUAGUUGCGUGAGUCUUUUUUGCACCAGUUCAAAUGUUUUGACCUCAUAAGAAUAUUGAGGAGAUCAAACUGGGUAAAAAAACAAGGGUACUUUAUAAUGCAGUUCUGUUUAUUUUCAAGAAUUUCCAAUGGGCCGGACCCUUUAAGGAUAUAAUGAAGACUAUUUUCCUAGUUUAAUUGGCAGCUAUAUUAAAGCCCUUAAGGAAGGGUCACUUAUGGCUUACAGGCCUCCACUUUCAAUGCUUUGCCUUCAUCUAACUGUAAUGAUUUUGUUUAUAUAUUAAGCAGCUUUCUUUCACAGCAAAAACAUAUCAGAAUAUAUUUCUUUAGUUAACUCCAGAUUAAAGAAUUGUUAAUGUCUUUGCUAUGGAGAAAAUGGUGCGCUAGAGGAUAUCAGAGCUACAACUUCAUGCUGGCAUGAAAUCAUAUAUUUUUUAUUCACAUAUCCCUCUGCUUCAUUCAUAAUUUUUCAAGGAAUGCUAUGAUGUCAUGGGAUCAGUGGGAUCAGUAGGGAAUUCGGACCUAGGCAACUAGGAUGGCAGCAUGAAAGUACAGCAGCCUCUGAGCCAAGUUACUAUGGUGAGAUUGCCCUAUUUAGUUGAUGGCUACUCUGGUGCACCACAGGUCUUGGUGAGCUGGAUGUCCUUGAAACCUU